AUGGAACAAGACAUUACAAUUGAAAAAAUGCUUAAAAGACCGGAAACGGCGGCACUGGAGAGUCAGCUGGUGUCGGCCUUCCGGGCCGCCGCCCUGCCCGACAACGAAACGCUGGACCUGCGUCAACCAUCGCCCCUGUCGCCGGGUGCCGAUUCCCAUGGUCACCACCACCAUCAGCACCAUCAUCACCAUCAUCCGCACCACCAUCAUUCCGGUGCGGGACCGCUCGCACUGCCGGACUAUUCCCGCAAGCGGUCCCACCGGCAUACGGAUCUGCCCAGCUUUUUCCAAGGCGGUACGCCCGGCGGGGAGAUGGUACCGGGGCCAAAGAAGGCCAAAUUUUCGGCCGCUGCAACGGCGGCUGCUGCGGCCGUCGCCGCCAACUACUACGACAAUGCAUAUCUUUCGUUCGAGAAGAGCCUCCGGGGUGCGUUCGGGGGCGUGGAUGGGAUGGCCGGUGGUUCGAUGCUUGAUGGACCGGGGGGUAAUGGGGGAGGAGCUGGUGGUGUUGGGGGUGUCGGUGGUGGAACGGAACCGGGUGCCGGUGGGGGUCUCGAUCCGUACGGCGGCGGUCAUCAUUUGCUAAGUCCGAUCAACUACACGCUAACGGCAGAAGCCAUCAAUAGACGCAUUCGCAGCACGCUCGGGCUGGACGAUCAGGACCAGAUGGAACGGGCGCUGGCGAUGAACAACGGCAGCAAAGGUACACCGGACGAAUGUUGUCCGGGGAUGGCCAGUCCGGAUUGGAUGUUGCGGCGGUCGGGUUCCGGCAGUGCUGGUGGACCAGCGUUAGCUGAUACGCGUGUCUAUACGCACAGCCCGUUACCACCGGGAACUCCCGGCACACUGUACGAGGAGCACAAGUUUGCACCGUUUUCACCGACCAGUUCCACCGCCAUGCAUGACGAUAAUAACAACGUGGACAAAAAGGCGUUCCAGGAGUAG
Molecule: messenger RNA, 945 nt
Organism: Anopheles marshallii
Lineage: Eukaryota; Metazoa; Arthropoda; Insecta; Diptera; Culicidae
Product: AT-rich interactive domain-containing protein 1B-like
Exons: 2
Coding region: 1-945 (314 amino acids)
Source: RefSeq, a predicted model, not a curated record